AUGGAUGCUGCGGCGUUUGCGGACUGGGUCGAACUACAAAACUUGAUAAAGGAGCGUUAUCCGGACCUACCCUUUCACGAGGCGUACGUCAACCUUCUCCAUGAUGCGUUCAUCAAGUUGCCCAAAGAAUGCAUGGAGAGGAUUGCGCCGAUGCUACCAUACCUUAUACAACAGUCACCUGAAAUCUUGGGGUUGAUCGGUACUCGCUGCGGAUAUCCGGAGGUGACGUUCUUCUCCCAAUUGGGUGGUAUAAUCAGAAACAUCAUAUCGGCCAACAACACCAAUACAAGACCUUCAGUAUUGAAUGAGGCUGCUUCUAGUUCAGCGCGUCUAAGCGCCGAGGCAGUGGCAACAAGUGCCCAGUUUGCAGCUGAGAACAUGCGAAGGGCUACCGAUUCAGCAGGCCGUGCUGUCCGACAAGUCCAAGGAAUCCACGUGAUUGUGAAGUCGCUUGUCGAUCGGAUCGACUAUUACGGACGUUGGGCACAAACCGCCUCGGCUAUUCAAAUCGCCCAGAGAAACAAGGCAAUCCAGAUCCUGGCCGGAAUAAGUGAUCAUCUCGGCGAGAGCAACAGCAUUGCUGUGUCAGGCAGCGGAGGCCCUGACGGUUUUGCUAAGCCCGUCUACGAUUUCAUCAAAGAAGAAACUGGUACGGGGCAUUCCGUCGACUGA
Messenger RNA from Bipolaris maydis ATCC 48331, 672 nucleotides. Lineage: Eukaryota; Fungi; Ascomycota; Dothideomycetes; Pleosporales; Pleosporaceae. The record is from RefSeq and is a predicted model, not a curated record.